UUCUAUCGAUUAAUCGAGUAAUCGGAUAAAACAAAUAUAUUUUUAGGUGAAGAGCAAUUAUACAUAUACAUGAGAAAACAAGACAUUUCAUCUAAUCUUGAACCAUUUUCAGUCAAUCAAUGUCUUUAUUUUCGUUGUAUAUUGUUGAAAACAGCCAACAAUUGCAUCUCAGGUGUAACUAGAAUAAAAAAAAAAGACUAAUUCACUGCUUUCACUCAAAAAACUUUUAGAUCUUAUUAAUAUAUAUAUAUAUCUUACCUAAAAAUGCCGUUACGCUUGAUAACACACAUCACUUAAAAGUUAGGAUUUUUUCCCCACGUGUUUCAAUUGAAUUUCUCAUUGUGUCAAGCCAUUUUUAAGUUCUAGUUAAGUUUUAAGUUAGUCUAAACUGUAAGUCCUGAUAGGAUUUUGAGUUUUUGCAGUGUUCAAAAUAAAUGUAUGAUACAGGCUGUAUUGGAGCACAUUAGGGACCAGUGCUACUUGGUGUUUUAUCCAGCAAUGACUACUGAGCUAAAAUUGAUAGUUAGCAUGAUUACGUUUUUAUUUUACACCCUCAUCACUCCACAAUGCUAUGUUAUGUUAAAGCCUGUAUGUAAGACACGUUAGCCACGCAUCGACAGUGGUCAUAAUUAAUUGAAACCUAGCCCUCCGCAGGGCUAACGUUCCGUGAGCUAGUAGCGACAGUAACGUUAAUCUUAUUUAUUAGCGCUUAGCGCUCUUUAUUAGCGCUCUUUAUUAGCGCUUAGCGCUGUACUGCUUUAAGAUGGCGGCUGUUUACAAACGCUGCCCAGACGCGGCCGAGUCUGUCAAUGCUCAUCUAGUUCAACAUACAUGUGAUCUCAAUGAGACGCGCCAGACGCUGCCUGUUACCAAUGUAGCAUUGUGCGGGCUAGUAUUUAGCAACGUCGGCGUCGUUUGUGGCGGCUGUCGGCUGCGAUGUUUUGGUCCAACUUUGAAACUAGAACUGGCAUCCUGUUUGGAUACUGAAGUGACACUCAAAGCGUCUGAGUCCAGACAAUGGAUUGGACUUUUGAUCAAACAUCAGUGUAGCGUCUAAACAUGUUAAAGGUUCAAGGUGUUUGUUCUGUAUAACACUUUUGCAGCAUUGUAGGGUGACUUAAUAGUCCCAGUAUAUAACGAUGAGUGUUUCUAAGCCCAUUGAGAGUAUCGCCCGCAAAGGGAAGAGCGACACCAGCAUUAGACUUUGUCUUCACACUACAGGAGACCACAAUGGAAAUGCUUGUCCAACUUCCUCAUCUUCUUCCUCGCCCUCCUUAUGUUUUGGGGAAUCAUCUCUGGAGUCACUUUGUAGUCGGAACAGCAUCAGCAGUGGCUGUAUUGACAGCCCACAAGACUAUGACAUGUUCGAAAUCACAGUGGCAGCUUCUUUACUGACUGGAACUAAGCAAAUUGUAGAAGAUGCCAUUUCCAACUGGCAACAAGAGGGCAAAAAGAAACUUGACAAAAAUAAAGAUGCUGGAAUUGAAAGGAUUCAAACAGAAUAUGAGCUGUCAGAAUCCAAUGACAACUCUGUGUCGGUUUACCUUGACGCCAGCGCUGGUGGACACCAGGAAACCAGGAAUGACAAUGAUGACCUUGCUCUGUCCCUAUCUCUGAUAUGCGAUACUGUUGAUCAUGUUAAUAAUUCUAAUAACAGAUCUAAAAAUAGACAUGGCUCGUCAACACCUGACUCAGAAGCAACAGAAAUUCUUCCAGAUGACGAUACUGUAGACGAUGAGGCUUUGUAUUUUUCAAUCAGCUCAGACGUUGAUUUACGGCGAACUAGUGCAACCUACACAAACUCAUCUAAUCCAAGCCUCUUUAGCAGCGAUUCCUCUUCACCGAUGCCCGAUCAGUUAAGGGUAACUCAAAUCAUGAGCGAUGAGAGUUCAGAGGGAGUUUUAGAAGAAUUACAGAUGACCUGUCAUAGGGAUCCACAUUGCAAGUCUGAGGACAUUAGUGACACCACCCACAGAUUAAGUGUUACUCCCUCAGUAAUCAAUCUUGUCCAGGAUACCAAAGAUAUAGCACAUUUACUAAAUUGCACAGAAAAGUUUGUGGUGGUCCCCACCCGCUCAAGCAGACUAAAACUCAAACCGGACGUGACAGUCCCCUUGGCUGAAGUUCCCAAAAUGUCACUUAAGGAAGAAAAUAAGAUCUACAAAGUGGACCUUAAAAACAUAAAGGCUAAAGUUGGAUCACGACCUGCACAGUCCGCACCAAAACAAACUGGCCAGAGUAUAUCUGUUUCAGAAAUUGGAAGAAAAGUUGCUCCAAGGAAGGAAGAAGCAAAGGGUUUUUAUGAAUCUCAAAGGCCGAGACCAUCUGUAGGUACUGUUAAAGUAGCUCUGGUGUUGAAACCCAUCCGAGGACAGAGCACUUUAACCAAAAGCAACCAAAAUGCAGCAGCCUGUGACUCCAAAAAGUCAAAAAGGCAGACAGUGGCCUUCAGCGGAACACCUUCACGCUGCACCAGUAACUUGCACAAAGAGAAAACUAAAGACCAACACUGGGUCUCACCCAGAAAGGUAGUCCAGGAGAUAACUGAUAAGUGUCUAAUAAAACUAGACUCCAAGCAUCUGAGUGCAAUACCAUGUGAAGAAUGUCUGGAGGAUUAUUGGGAAGGGAGUGAUGAGGCACUACUGACUCUGGCCAAUAUGGACAAACCAAGGAACCACACCCAGAAAGUAUCUAAAUUGGGGCCUACUGUAAGACCUCCAAGGAAAAAGGGACUAGUCCCACCUCCAGGGACUGGACCUCCAGGACCGGAGAGCCUCAGGCACCGGCAAAGCCAUACAAAUGGACCUAAUUUGAAAGAAGUUAGCCAGAGUGCCGGAGAUGGGUCUCCAUUGAGAGUAAAACAUCUUCAAAAUCAGAGCCAUGGUGUCUCCAAACCUCACACCGUUCUGGAACAGACGGCUUCACCAACGGCCCCUGGCUCUUCCAAUUUCAAUUCAAAAUCUACAGUUAGUCACCAGCCGGCCUCUGGGUUAUGUGGGCGACCAGUUUUAAACCCUGCAUCCAAGCUUCCUGUUAAAGGAUUAUCUUCAAACCUUAUUUUCAAUGAGAACAGCGGACCCACAAGCAGAGGUUCUCUCAAAUCUUCAUGUUCUGGUAUCAAGUCAGAUGAGAGGGCCAGCAAAAAUCCUUCACUGGGCAGUCAGAGCGGGAAAACCCUGGCAGGUCCCGCUAGUUCCUUUGAGACUGUUAGCUAUUUCAACAGCCCUUGUCUUACUGAUGUUCCAAAGUCUCCUGUAAUAAGAAGCAAAGCUGCGUCUCUCCAGUCUCGAUCAACAAAUACAGGUUUGAAGGCCCCCUCAGUCAGCAACCACAACUUGGCCAAGAUCGCAACAGCCAAUCAAAUACCAAAGAUACCAUCAACUGUCACUCAGGUGCUGACAAAGCAAGCUCCCCAUUCAUUGCAAAGACGUGGCUCGGCAAGGCUCAAUGGACUUAAUGGAACAGUUGACAAAAACAAGCCCAGGGACGUCCACGCAAGAUCUGCAAAUAAUCGCAGCAGCUCUCCAGCUCCAGCACUCGCAGCAGGAAACAAGCAGCAGAAUCCAUCACGAGCACAGGCACCAAACGGGGUAUAUGCCAGUGCGCCUGUGACAACGGUUCCAGCAGUGCCUGUCAGUGUUUCCACCAACAGUGGAACCAUAGGACCACCUGCGCCCACGUUGAAAGGAAAAACUAGCACUCGGUCAAGCCCUAAACAUGGGACGCGCUUGCAAAGUGCGCCCAAGCCUGGUGUGGUCGCUGCAAAACACAACCAGGGCAAAGAACCAGCUGAAAAGAAGAACCAGGCCAGCCAGCUUUGGAAACUGCUCAGCCAAGCAAAUAAAAAAGUGGAGGUUCUCGCUACGGUGAUUCAACAUCUCUUCAAUGAGCGUGAAAAGGCUUUAAAGCAGAAGAAUGACUUGUCACUGGAACUGGCAAAACUCAAAGAUGAGCUUGUGGCAUCAUCUCAGUGUUGUGACCGUUUGCACAAGGAGAAGGAGGAGGCACACAUCAGUUCAGAAGAGACCUUGAAAGGGCUCGAUAAACAGCAUAAGGAGGAGCUGGUGCAACUGGAGGAAAGGUUGAGGAAUUUUUACCAAACAGAGUGGGACAAAGUCCACCAAGCUUACCAGGAGGAGGCUGACAAAUGUCGCAUGUUAAUGGAACAGCAGGUGGAGGAGAUGAGGACCAGAGAGGAAGCUGAGAGGAAGAACCAGGAAGCGAGUCACAACCAACUUGUGGAGUCUCUCAAAGAGCAGCAUGAGACCUCGCUACAAGAGCUUAAAAGAAUUCAGGAAAUUGAUCUGCAGAACCUGGACAAAACACUAAAGGAAACAGAAACCACUCUUUCAGAAAAAAUAUCUGAGCUUACGGGGGAGAAUGCAGCCUUGAACGAAAAGCUGAAAGCAGAGGAAGAGAGGCGGCAACUCUCAGACAAGAAUCUGAAGGACUCCCACACUUUGUACCUGGAACAGGAGCUUGAAAGUUUGAAGGUGGUGCUGGAGAUGAAGAAUAACCAGCUGCACCAAAAGGAAAAGAAACUCAUGGAAUUGGACAAAAUGGUGGAGACAAAUGUUAAACUGGAGGAAUGUCUAAAGAAGGUUCAACAGGAGAAUGAGGACUACAAAGCCAGGAUGGACAAACAUGCUGCUCUCUCCAGGCAGCUGUCCAGUGAGCAAGCUAUUCUCCAGCAGACACUGCAGAAAGAGUCCAAGGUCAACAAACGUCUGUCGAUGGAGAACGAGGAGCUGCUGUGGAAACUUCAUAACGGUGACCUGAUGGGGAGCCCGCGCCGACUGUCCCCCACCUCUCCCUUCGGCUCACCUCGGAACUCUGCGUCUUUCCCCGCCGCCGCUCCCUUAUCUCCAAGAUAACAGCGUACUCCUUGCCUUUGAACUCAUUUCGAGAAGGAUCCCAAAAUCGGACCUAGUCAGCUGCACAUUUUGCGAUGAACUAUUUGCCACAUCGUCACAGAUGCGCAACGAUGCGAGCGAUGGGCUCGUUCAGCUUCAGACUACCAAAUGCCAACAACUUUUUUCCUAAAGAAAAUUAACGGAAAAUCUCAGGGUCUGUAUAUAGUGUCACCCAUGUUAUGUCUACCUUUACUUUUAAUUUGGUUAUGUUCACAUUAAGGAGCUUCCCGGGAUAUGUACUUGGGUUGCGUUUGGUCUGCAAAUCAUCCCCUGUCAUUUCAACGUUUGACAAGAAUUGAUGGCCUUUCUUGUUCGUUUAACGAGGACCGUUUUCUCCCCAAAGAGCGAAGCUCAAUCACUGGUCUGCUUCAGACUUCCGGAAGAUGUGACUUCACAAAUGCUUAUAUAGGCAAACGAGAGCGUCUACUCAAGUUGACGUCAGAUGGAUGUUCUUGUUCUAUGUUUGCUCCUUCCAACCUUACUCUACUAUGUGGAAUGUAAUUCUCCUUGGAUGUUAUGUCUGUGCAGGCCAGAUUAGACCCUGCCUCCCAUUUCGAGGAGGUUAACACGUGUAAUUAUAUUCCUGCUGUAUCCUAAAGAAAAGUAGAAUUCAUCGAAACCUUGUAAAAUCACAUUGAUUUUGUAGCUGAUCGCUAAUUAUAUUGUCACAAUUGCCUAACCUUUCCCACAGUGACAACAUUGGACUUUUUCUGUGAAUCCUUAUAAACCUCAAAUGUACCCACAAUGCCUCAGUAGAGCAUGUUCUCUUUUAUUUUGAAAACAGGAUAAAUGCAGUAUGACAUUCAAUUCUUGUAAUGUUUUAA
Molecule: messenger RNA, 5737 nt
Organism: Corythoichthys intestinalis (scribbled pipefish)
Lineage: Eukaryota; Metazoa; Chordata; Actinopteri; Syngnathiformes; Syngnathidae
Product: microtubule-associated tumor suppressor 1 homolog
Exons: 18
Coding region: 1140-4874 (1244 amino acids)
Cellular component (GO): nucleus; cytoplasm
Molecular function (GO): microtubule binding
Source: RefSeq, a predicted model, not a curated record